Molecule: messenger RNA, 780 nt
Organism: Musa acuminata AAA Group (dessert banana)
Lineage: Eukaryota; Viridiplantae; Streptophyta; Magnoliopsida; Zingiberales; Musaceae
Product: pyruvate kinase isozyme A, chloroplastic-like
Exons: 3
Biological process (GO): glycolytic process
Cellular component (GO): chloroplast stroma; cytoplasm
Molecular function (GO): magnesium ion binding; potassium ion binding; pyruvate kinase activity
Source: RefSeq, a predicted model, not a curated record
AUGGUUCAAACCGUCUACCUCCUCUCUCCCCCGACGCCUCUCCGGCCGGUCUCCAAGCUCCCCGCAUCCUCCCCUUCGCCUUCUAUCGCUCGCAUCCGGCCCCGCAGCCUCCUCCCCCAUUCCUCACCCCGCCUUCGCCACCGUCUCCGCUUCCACGCUUGCGGCGCCUCCGCCGCCCCUCCUCCGUCGCCGGAUCUCGGCCUCCUUGUCUCCGAUAACGGCUCCGGCAACGUCGCUGCGGCGGCUGCGGCGGCCAUCGAUGUCGACGCUGUGACUGAGGCGGAGUUGAAGGAGAAUGGUUUCCGGAGCACCAGGCGGACGAAGCUGGUCUGCACGAUUGGGCCGGCCACGUGCGGGGCCGAGCAGCUGGAGGCGCUCGCCGUUGCUGGGAUGAACGUCGCGAGGAUGAACAUGUGCCAUGGUACGCACGAGUGGCAUCGACAGGUUAUCCGCCAGGUCAGGCGGCUUAACGAGGAGAAGGGGUUUGCGGUGGCGGUGAUGAUGGAUACGGAGGGUAGUGAGAUCCACAUGGGUGACCUUGGUGGCGCUGCCUCAGCCAAGGCCGAGGUGAGGUUAUCUGAUCCCGUCAACAAUAAAGCUGCUUCGUUCAUUGAUGGUGAAAUUUGGACAUUUAGUGUAAGAUCUUUUAACUCACCUCUUCCAGAACGUACCAUCCAUGUGAAUUAUGAUGGCUUUGCUGAAGAUGUCAAAGUAGGUGAUGAACUUCUUGUGGAUGGAGGAAUGGUCAGGUUUGAGGUGAUUGAGAAGAUUGGCCCAGAU